CUCGAACGGAAGAGACGGAGUACUGAGUUAGGAACUAUGUGGGCUCAUUUCGAGCGGAACAGGGGCAUGAACCAGCAUACAGAAAAGCUACCUCGUGUUUUCGAAAGGCCUGACAAGACUUGCAGCAGGAUGCUACCACAGUGUAGCCUGAAGCAGUCUUGUCUAGGUACCGUUUCCGAUUUUCUUUUAUCUUGGAGUAAAAAUAAAUAUCGAGAGGACCUAGAUCCAGAGGACGCGGAGAAGAAUCCUUUCUUCCUUUACCCGAUUCAUCUUCGACAAGACAUGCUGAAUUCCCUUGUGAAAGUUCGUCCUGACGGCAAACAACUUCUACGAGCAGCAGAGUUACUGGUGGGAUCCGGAAUCGAAUCCUUUGAUCUGGGAUGUAUCGAAGAUUGUAAGUUUCCGGACGUUCAGAUGUUACUGGGCAUUUUGAUUAAUCACGGUCGAACACUGAGAGAGCUUCGAGUUGCUGGACAUUGGCUUUACCGAAAGGAAAGUGUAUCUCUUCUCCACAGAUUGUUAGAAUCCACUCCUAACCUCCAAAGACUCCAACUGCAACAUACCACUAAGGGCGGGAAGGAACUUGAGACAAUAGCCCGGCAGUGUGGAAGCCUUCAUACUCUGGAAAUUUUGCAUCCUUCUCUAGACGAACAGGACGUUCUGAGCAUAACUAGAAAGAUUCUAACGGAUGGGUCAUGGUGGGCAAUGAGGUACAGCUUAAAUGAAUUACGUGUGCCAUCUUCUGUUAACGGAAAAUCAAUAUUAAUGUUACUGGAAACAUUUCACAAUAUAGAAUAUUUACAUUGUGGUUAUUUAGAACAAAUGUUAGACGAACUGUCAAAUUUUAAAGACCCAAUAUUCUGGGUUCAACGCCUUUCCCAUCUUCGGGGCGUCCAAGCUACCCACCCAUUAGGAGAUGAUAGUGUUAGCAGGCUUGUUCAAUGGUGCCCGAACCUAAGAGAGAUUUCUUUAGAGGUACAAGAAGGAAUGAGUUUAAUACCUAUAGCUAAACUUACACAUUUGCAAUUUCUUCAACUUAGGAACAGCCCAACUCUUCCCGCUUCCUAUACAGAGGAAGUCUUGCCCUUGUUAAAAGCUUGUGGAGAAAGAAUACACCGUUUAAACCUCGAGCAGUUUGAUGUAGUUGAUUUAGUAAAAACAGCGUUAACAUGCCCUAACUUGCGUGCCUUCAACGCCCAGUGGUUCACAAUUCUGGGAACUGGAACAGUACACGGUAAUGUUAAACCUUUUACUAAACUUCGUUUUCUCAGGCUACGGCCCCAGGUUAACAGAAGAAUAACUCCAGAUGCAAUUAAGAUUCUAUUGAAACAUUGCCAGGGCCUUCGAUACCUUGAACUUUACUGCAGUCAUGGGCUGAACGACACUCUAGCUACAUGGCUGAUCCAACAAAAUCCCUUACAACAUCUGAGGACCCUGAUUCUUCGUCACGGUCAUGGCCUGUCCAUUAAUGGUGUCCACAUCAUAACGAACUCUGCUAUAAAGUUAAAGUUCCGUGAUCUCGGUAGAGUGUGUCGUUGUUGAAAAACGUUACUCAUGCUGUAAUACGUGGUCUUUACUAACAAUGUAAAUCAAAUGAAGCAUUCAUGACCUAUAAAGUUGCAUUACGGGAAAUUAGUACAAAUUAACUUUCUACAAGGUGAAAACAGGAAAUAAGUUGAAGAAAGCUGAAAGACAGAAACGAAAGUGAUUUAGCUGUUUGCCUGUUGACAAGGUAAAAAUAGGAAGUAAGGUAAAGCAGAUUAAGAAACAGAAAAGGAAGAUAUUUAUCUGUUUGCAUGUUAACAACGUAAAAUAGGAAGCAAGGUAAAGCAGACUAAAAACAGAAAAGGAAGUGAUUUACCUGUUAACAAGGUAAAAAUAAUAAGUAAGAUAAACCAGUCUAAGAACAAAAAAGGAAGUGAUUUACCUAUUUGCCUGUUAACAAGGUAAAAAUAGGAAAAUAAGAUAAAGCAGUCUGAAAAACAAAAAAGGAAGUGAUUUACCUGUUUGCCCGUUAUCAAGGUAAAAAUAGGAAAAUAAAAUAAAGCAGUCUGAAAAACAAAAAAGGAAGUGAUUUGCUGUUAACAAGUUAAAAACAGGAAAUAAGAUAAAACAUCAAAAAACAGAAAAGGAAGUGAUUUGCCCGUUAAAGAGGUGAAAUCAGGAAAUAAGAUAAAACAACAGAAAAUGAAGUGUUUGUCUACAGUGCAAAUUUCAUGAUUUGUGUGUUAACAAUACAGAAGCUGCUACUUCUUGAUAAAGAAGUCAAAAAUUAAGUAAAAUUAAGUUUUUACUGUUCAGUCAAGUGUAUCGAAUUGUCUGGUGAUACCUUUCAGGUGAUGAAAUUCGUAUGUUAAGUUACUUAUAUGAAAUUGUAUACGAAGUACAAAAUUGUAUAGAAAAUCAUGUCUUGUCAAUUGUAUCAUACAGUGGUUAUAACAUGUUGGCUUGAGAAAUUAUAAGUAACAUAAAUCAAAAAGUGUAAACAAAUUGGAGGUGUUUAUUUAUCCGUAGAACUUAAUUGAAACUUACAUGAACGAAUAAUCAAAAUAUUACUUGAAGUGUAUUAUUAUUUAGUCCUCAAAUGUUUAGUAUAUAGAUUAGAUUCCGAAGACAUGCCAAUGAAGUCCACAGAAACGCAUAUUUUAGUUGUGCAGUUUUAGCAAAAAUUAACAGAAAUUCGUAUAACUCAAUCGUGUUGUAUUUUGUACUGGUUUUGAAAAGUGAUUUACGAAUCCAAUAGCAUUUUAGAGUAACCAUUGCGUUGUUUAAGUUGUUUCUGUACACCGUUAGAACACAAUGUGUUUUUUUCUGUAUUUCAUGGCCAUUUUUUUGUUCAUCAUACAGAGAUUCUAUGUACCAUGUGAAGUAUUAUACAAGAUAAAACAUCACAAAGAUAACUAUUGAAAUA
Molecule: messenger RNA, 2911 nt
Organism: Limulus polyphemus (Atlantic horseshoe crab)
Lineage: Eukaryota; Metazoa; Arthropoda; Merostomata; Xiphosura; Limulidae
Exons: 1
Coding region: 37-1542 (501 amino acids)
Source: RefSeq, a predicted model, not a curated record